AUGGCGUCAGAGCGGCAGAGGUUUCCAGGAACAGACGGCGACAUACUCAAGGUCUUGAAGCCGCUCGUCGACAGCAAGGGGAAGAGCUUCUUGAAGUACGACGAGCACGAGCAGGUCAUGAAAGCGGGGACUCUUCCAGACUUGAUUAAGCGAGCCCACGACUACCUCGAUAUCAUGCACGGCCUCCAAAACAACCUGUCCUUCAAGCGUGCGCAGAUCAAGUCGGUCGCGACCGCGAUCGCCAACGAGUACAAGGAGAAGUGGAAGCUCUCUGGGCCGAUGGUGAGGGACUACGCGAUCACGAUGGAGAGGCGGAUGUGCAACAUCCAUCAUGUCGUGGGCCAUGCCAUGACGAAGAAAACGCCGCCAGGCUGGGUCAACGAGCUGCCUUGGAAGGACACCAAGGACACCAAGUCCAGCAAGCAGCAGAAGGACACCGAGGGCACCGAGUUCGCCUACGGCUUCAGAAAGGACCUGCUGCUGGCCUACAGGGCACCCAUCGGACGGAACGGUCAGCCCACGAAGCGCCUGGAGUUGGCGCUGCCCCCCGACGUGGAAAAGCUGCAGAAGCUUCCUGCGACGUCGAAGCUUCCAGCAGUGUUUCCAGACGGCUCCGAGCACAGCUUCGACGAUGUAACGGUUGGCCAGGUGAUCGAGAUGAUGGCGUCGAGGAGCUCAGCCCAGUCGGCCGAGGACGCCCUGUGGGAGAGCGAAACCAAAGGCACACACAAUAAGAUAACCAUCGAGCAGAGAGUGGACCGUGCGCUGCUGGUCAGCAUCUACGAGCAGACGAAACAGAUUGCUCAAGUUCGGCCUGAACAUUUUGGAAAAUUUCCAGGAGAUCAGCCAUGCAGGGUGCCGAACAGCACCGAGGCGAUUCAAUUGACACGUGAGUUCUUGAUUCCGAUCGUGACAGACUACUGCAACGGGAAGAUCACGGACAGCAAGGCUCUGAAGAUUGCGAUCAAGGAGAAGCUCAAGGAGCUCGGACACACGGCGCAGCUCCCCUUGCCUACAGGUGCGAAAAGGGCCUCCUCGACAUCAGGUGAACCGCCACGGAAGCGACCAGCAGCCGCAACUUCAAAGGAGAGCCUGCAGAAUACCGAUCAGAAGGAGAUCACGAUGAAGAGGCCGAGCGCCGCCGACAUCGUCGAGCCCGCCAGGGAGACCAGCCCGCCCGAGGACGCGACCGACGACGGCAUGGCGGCCAUCGAGGCCGACGAGGACCUCAGCGAGCAGUUCGAGAAGGGCCUGCAAACGAUCAGCGACAGCGACUGA
This is a messenger RNA of Prorocentrum cordatum, 1278 nucleotides long. The record is from the annotation of a GenBank genome assembly. Lineage: Eukaryota; Dinophyceae; Prorocentrales; Prorocentraceae.